Messenger RNA from Hypanus sabinus (Atlantic stingray), 4789 nucleotides. RefSeq names its product proline-rich protein 36-like. The annotation marks the transcript as partial. The record is from RefSeq and is a predicted model, not a curated record. The transcript has a single exon. Lineage: Eukaryota; Metazoa; Chordata; Chondrichthyes; Myliobatiformes; Dasyatidae.
GGGAACCCCGGGGCGCCGCUGUUUCCGGUUCUGAGCGGGGUGGGCCCGGCUGUCGGGGAAACCAGGGCCAGAUCGGUGAGGGAAGGGUAUCCGUCCGUCCGUCCGUCAGUCCCUCCAUCUUCAUCUCCGUCCGUCUAUCCGUCUCCGUCUGUCCGUCCCUCCAUCUUCAUCUCCAUCCGUCCCUCCCUCCAUCUUCAUCUUCAUUCGUCCCUCCCUCCAUCUUCAUCUCCGUCCGUCCGUCCGUCAGUCCCUCCAUCUUCAUCUCCAUCCGUCCCUCCCUCCAUCUUCAUCUCCGUCCGUCCGUCAGUCCCUCCAUCUUCAUCUUCAUCCGUCCCUCCCUCCAUCUCCAUCUCCGUCCGUCCCUCCCUCCAUCUGCAUCUUCAUCCGUCCCUCCCUCCAUCUUCAUCUCCGUCCGUCCGUCCGUCAGUCCCUCCAUCUUCAUCUUCAUCCGUCCCUCCCUCCAUCUCCAUCUCCGUCCGUCCCUCCCUCCAUCUUCAUCUUCAUCCGUCCCUCCCUCCAUCUCCAUCUCCGUCCGUCCCUCCCUCCAUCUUCAUCUUCAUCCGUCCCUCCCUCCAUCUUCAUCUCCGUCCGUCCGUCCGUCAGUCCCUCCGUCCCUCCAUCUUCAUCUCCGUCCGUCCGUCCGUCAGUCCCUCCGUCCCUCCAUCUUCAUCUCCAUCCGUCCCUCCCUCCAUCUUCAUCUUCAUCCGUCCCUCCCUCCAUCUUCAUCUCCGUCCGUCCCUCCCUCCAUCUUCAUCUCCGUCCGUCCCUCCCUCCAUCUUCAUCUUCAUCCGUCCCUCCCUCCAUCUUCAUCUCCGUCCGUCCGUCCGUCAGUCCCUCCAUCUUCAUCUCCGUCCGUCCCUCCCUCCAUCUUCAUCUCCGUCCGUCCAUCCGUCUCCGUCUGUCCGUCCCUCCCUCCAUCUCCAUCUCCGUCCGUCCAUCCGUCUCCGUCUGUCCGUCACUCCAUCUUCAUCUCCGUCCGUCCCUCCCUCCAUCUUCAUCUCCGUCCGUCCAUCCGUCUCCGUCUGUCCGUCACUCCAUCUUCAUCUCCGUCCGUCCAUCCGUCUCCGUCUGUCCCUCCCUCCAUCUUCAUCUCCGUCCGUCCAUCCGUCUCCGUCUGUCCGUCACUCCAUCUCCGUCCCUCCGUCCCUCAAUCUUCAUCUCCGUCCGCCCAUCCGUCUCCGUCUGUCCGUCACUCCAUCUCCGUCCCUCCGUCCCUCCCUCCAUCUUCAUCUCCGUCCGUCCAUCCCUCCAUCUUCAUCUCCGUCCGUCCCUCCCUCCAUCUUCAUCUCCGUCCGUCCGUCAGUCCCUCCGUCCCUCAAUCUUCAUCUCCGUCCGCCUAUCCGUCUCCGUCCGUCCCUCCCUCCAUCUUCAUCUCCGUCUCCGUCUGUCCCUCCCUCCAUCAUCUCCGUCUCCAUCUGUCCGUCACUCCAUCUUCAUCUCCGUCUCCGUCUGUCCCUCCCUCCAUCUUCAUCUCCGUCUCCAUCUGUCCCUCCCUCCAUCUUCAUCUCCAUCCGCCCGUCACUCCAUCUCCGUCCGUCCAUCCCUCAAUCUUCAUCUCCGUCCGUCCAUCCGUCUCCGUCUGUCCGUCACUCCAUCUCCGUCCCUCCGUCCCUCAAUCUUCAUCUCCGUCCGUCCAUCCGUCUCCGUCUGUCCGUCACUCCAUUUCCGUCCCUCCAUCUUCAUCUCCGUCUGUCCAUCCGUCUCCGUCUGUCCGUCACUCCAUCUCCGUCCCUCCGUCCCUCAAUCUUCAUCUCCGUCCGUCCAUCCGUCUCCGUCUGUCCGUCACUCCAUUUCCGUCCCUCCAUCUUCAUCUCCGUCUGUCCAUCCGUCUCCGUCUGUCCAUCACUCCAUCUUCAUCUCCGUCCGUCCCUCCCUCCAUCUUCAUCUCCGUCCGCCCGUCACUUCAUCUCCGUCCGUCCCUCCCUCCAUCUUCAUCUCCGUCCGUCCCUCCCUCCAUCUUCAUCUCCGUCCGCCCGUCACUCCAUCUCCGUCCGUCCCUCCCUCCAUCUUCAUCUCCGUCCGUCCCUCCUUCCAUCUUCAUCUCCGUCCGCCCGUCACUCCAUCUCCGUCCGUCCCUCCCUCCAUCUUCAUCUCCAUCCGUCCCUCCCUCCAUCUUCAUCUCCGUCCGUCCCUCCCUCCAUCUUCAUCUCCGUCCGCCCGUCACUCCAUCUCCGUCCCUCCGUCCCUCAAUCUUCAUCUCCAUCCGCCCGUCACUCCAUCUCCGUCCGUCCCUCCCUCCAUCUUCAUCUCCGUCCGUCCAUCCGUCUCCGUCUGUCCGUCACUCCAUCUUCAUCUCCAUCCGUCCCUCCCUCCAUCUUCAUCUCCGUCCGUCCCUCCCUCCAUCUUCAUCUCCGUCCGCCCAUCACUCCAUCUCCGUCCGUCCCUCCCUCCAUCUUCAUCUCCGUCCGUCCCUCCUUCCAUCUUCAUCUCCGUCCGCCCGUCACUCCAUCUCCGUCCGUCCCUCCCUCCAUCUUCAUCUCCGUCCGUCCCUCCCUCCAUCUUCAUCUCCGUCCGCCCGUCACUUCAUCUCCGUCCGUCCCUCCCUCCAUCUUCAUCUCCGUCCGUCCCUCCCUCCAUCUUCAUCUCCGUCCGCCCGUCACUCCAUCUCCGUCCCUCCGUCCCUCAAUCUUCAUCUCCAUCCGCCCGUCACUCCAUCUCCGUCCGUCCCUCCCUCCAUCUUCAUCUCCGUCCGUCCAUCCGUCUCCGUCUGUCCGUCACUCCAUCUUCAUCUCCAUCCGUCCCUCCCUCCAUCUUCAUCUCCGUCCGUCCCUCCCUCCAUCUUCAUCUCCGUCCGUCCCUCCCUCCAUCUUCAUCUCCGUCCGUCCUCCCUCCAUCUUCAUCUCCGUCCGCCCGUCACUCCAUCUCCGUCCGUCCCUCCCUCCAUCUUCAUUUCCAUCUCCAUCCCUCCCUUCCCUGGGGAUGAGGGAGUCCAGAUCUGAGGGGCAGAGGUUUGGGGUGAGAUGGGAACAGUUUAAAUGGAGGGUAGGGAGUUUUCGGAAUGAGCUGCUGGCGGGAGAGGUUGAGGCAGAUCCAUUUAUCAAGCACUUGGAUGGAUACAUAUGGGGGCGGGGGGGCUCGGAGAGAUGUGGGCCAAACAUAUGGAAAUUGGGACCAGCUGGGUGGGCAGGAACUGGUCGGACUGAAGGGCCUUUAUCUCUGACUCAGUUCGGCCAAUAUCUAGGACCUUGCUGUGCUAAGGUUCCUGUCCUGGAGUUGGAGACUUGUCUGUGUGUGUGAGCCAGGUGACGUGUUUGUGUGGUUCUAUGUCAGCACAGGAAUGUGUGAGGAUACUAGCGGCUUCCCCCAGCACAACACUAGAUGGUGUCGGCUGUUAACACAAAUGUCUCAUUUAAUUGUCUGUUGCAACGUACACAUGACUAAUAAAUGAAUCUGAAACUUAUACCACCAGAUCUACAACUCAAGCUGCUCAGUUGGCCGUUGGUUGUUUGAGGUCCUGGGGUAGAAAUGCAGAUCUUCUCACCGUGAUAACACACACAAAAUGCUGGAGACCCAGCAGGCCAGGCAGAGUCCAUGGAGAGGGAUAAACAGUCAACGUUCCAACCCUUCAUAAGACUGAGCAGAAAGGGGGAAGGCACCAGACUAAAAAGGGGGAGGUGAUGGGUGAAGCCAGGUGGGUGGAGAAGUCGAGGCCUAUAGAAGAAGGAAUCUGAGAGGAAAGGAGAGUAGACCAUGGGAGUCUCUCUGUGGAUGGGUUCCUUAAGGCGGUCGUAGCAGUGAGGAGGGUAAUGGGUUAGGCUCCCACUACCUAUUAGAUGCUCCUAAUGGCAUCCACCUCAGAUGGUCUGUGACAACUAAGUCCAGCUCCCGGUCUUUGCACAUGAGCCUGGUAGGACUGUUUCUACUGAGAGGAUAGAGGGCAAAGACAGUACUGUCACUGUAAAACCAGUUGCAUGAGCAGAUGGGCUCAUUAACAAUGGUUGGGCAGCUCAUCUGGGCGAAGGAGAACUGAUCUCAAGCCUCCACUGCCUUGCGGCUGGCACCCACUCAUGGGGGAGGCUUUGGGAGUAAACCUUGAGGAAAACUCCAGAGCUGAAGCCCCUAAGGCCGCCCUACAUUGAGUUCAUGCUGACAGGCAACUCCUGCGACCCUGCUGGCACCGAACUGUGUCGGUCCCUGCCGUUCCUCUGGGUUCAUCAGAUGUGUGGAGAGGGGGAGCUUGCUACACAGCAACAGCUUGUUCUCCAGAUUGUACUGCCCAGGCUUGUGUAUCUAGACAGCUAGGACACAAUAUCCACGGUCGACUCUGACCUAUUUGGAGGGCGUCGCUCUGUGAGUGAGGGAGAGUGUGUCCAGGGUAAUCAGAAUUGCCCACUGGGGAGAGAUCAGAUUAGUAACAGCUUGGAAUUUGAGAUGUGUUAGACCAUCAAACCCCUGUAGACCAGUUCCCUGGGGAUUUACAUCAGCAGUGGACGUCCAACAGCGGGGGAGAAUAGUUAACACAACAUACAUGUGACGGGGUUCUCUGUCUUUGGGUAACUAAUGGACUGGAACAAGUAAAGGAGAGAGAUGAGAAAGCUAUGUCACCCCCAGCCCCUGGGCCCCACACUCCCUGACAGCCCUGUAAUAAGUUUGGGAUCUCCCACCCACUCUGGGGGAGGAGAAUAUCAUAUACAAUUGCUCUCGGGCUGACAACAACAAUACCCCUCCAUAGGUCCUGGAAGUGAGCAGUAGGGUUCUGGUCAGGCAGUACAGAGGGAGGGUCACACUGUGGGAGGGGUGGUACAGAGGGAGGGUCACACUGUGGGAGGGGUGGUAUUGAGGGAAGGUC